This is a messenger RNA of Hydractinia symbiolongicarpus, 1542 nucleotides long. RefSeq names its product succinate--CoA ligase [ADP-forming] subunit beta, mitochondrial-like. The record is from RefSeq and is a predicted model, not a curated record. Gene Ontology annotation, biological process: succinyl-CoA metabolic process; tricarboxylic acid cycle. Bases 63 to 1466 code for a protein of 467 amino acids. Gene Ontology annotation, molecular function: succinate-CoA ligase (ADP-forming) activity; ATP binding. NCBI's taxonomy places the organism in Eukaryota, Metazoa, Cnidaria, Hydrozoa, Anthoathecata, Hydractiniidae. Gene Ontology annotation, cellular component: mitochondrion; succinate-CoA ligase complex. The transcript is spliced from 12 exons.
AUAUUCUACCAAAUUCGUGCAUCGCUACCACGAACCCAUGUCCGUUGGCUGAAUGUCUCAAGAUGGCGGCUGCAAGGUUGGGACGAUCCUUGGGCAACUGUUUAUGUUCUGGAAGAAGUAUUUCAGCAACAACCAUUUCUAAAGCAGUUAGGAAUUUUUCAUCAUGUGCCUUGAUUACAUCACAUAAAGCUAGUUCAAAUAAAACUGGACAAUAUCAGCAACGGCGUCACUUGUCUGUACACGAAUACAUUGCAAUUGAUAUGCUUCGUGAAGCUGGGAUAAAUGUUCCAAAAGGUGGUGUGGCUAGAACUCCUGAAGAGGCUUACAAAGUAGCCAACUCAAUUGAGACGCAUGACUUUGUUGUUAAAGCACAGGUACUUGCAGGUGGUCGAGGUAAAGGUCAUUUUGAUGGAGGAUUGAAAGGAGGUGUAAAGAUUGUUUAUUCGCCAGAAGAGGUCGAAGAUAUUUCUUCUAAAAUGUUGGGCAAAAAUUUAUACACAAUACAAACAGGUGAUAGUGGAAGGCCUUGUAAUGAGGUGUUAAUUGUGGAGCGUUUGUAUCCACGAAGAGAAUAUUACUUUGCAAUUACACUUGACAGAAAGGCAAAGGGCCCACUGUUAAUUGCAAGUUCUCAAGGUGGUAUGAGCAUCGAAGAUGUAGCUCGUGAAAAUCCGGACGCAAUAAUUACUCAGCCAAUAGAUAUUUUUAAAGGUUUUGACAAAAAAACAGCUGUAGAGUAUGCCAAUCGGCUUGGGUUUACUGCUGGUUGUGUAGACAGUGCUGCUGAUAUAUUUUUAAAACUAUAUAACUUAUUUAUCGAAAAGGAUUGUACGUUACUAGAAAUUAAUCCGUUCACUGAACUCAACAAUGGAGAUGUAAUGUGCAUGGACUGCAAACUAUCCUUUGACGACAAUGCUCUUUUUCGCCACAAAAACAUCGCUUCUCUAAAAGACUGGACCCAAGAAGAUCCACGUGAAGUCGAGGCAACAAAUUAUGACUUAAAUUACAUUGGUCUUGAUGGUUCAAUCGGUUGCUUAGUAAACGGUGCUGGUCUCGCCAUGGCUACGAUGGAUAUUAUCAAACUACAUGGAGGGUCGCCUGCUAACUUUUUGGAUGUGGGUGGAGGUGCCACAGCUGAGGCUGUAACAGCUGCUUUCAAACUGAUUAGUUCGGAUCAUAAAGUGAAAGCUAUUUUGGUGAACAUUUUUGGUGGAAUUAUGAAAUGUGAUGUAAUCGCAGAAGGGAUUAUUGAAGCAGCGAAGACGUUAAACCUUCAAUUGCCACUAGUGGUGCGUCUACAAGGAACGAAUGUUGACGAUGCAAAAGCUCUGAUUGCAACUAGUGGGUUGCGUAUUCUACCUUGUGACGAUUUAGAGGAUGCAGCUCGAAUGGUUGUGAAGCUUGCUGAUAUAGUCAACAUGGCACACGAAGCCAACAUUCAUGUCAGUUUCCAACUGCCCAUUUAGACAGCUACAAAUCGCAAAUUUGUAUUUAAUUAUGUCUUUUUAAUAUCGUCUGUAUAAAUAUAAUUAUAUAUGUUAA